Molecule: messenger RNA, 424 nt
Organism: Baudoinia panamericana UAMH 10762
Lineage: Eukaryota; Fungi; Ascomycota; Dothideomycetes; Mycosphaerellales; Teratosphaeriaceae
Exons: 3
Coding region: 15-365 (116 amino acids)
Biological process (GO): post-chaperonin tubulin folding pathway; tubulin complex assembly
Cellular component (GO): cytosol; microtubule cytoskeleton
Molecular function (GO): beta-tubulin binding
Source: RefSeq, a predicted model, not a curated record
UUGUAAAUGUAAAUAUGGCACCCUCGGCGCUUGCGAUAGCGACAUCGUCGCUAAAUCGUCUGGUGAAGGAAGAGAAGAGCUACCACGCCGAGUUGGAGCAGCAAAAAGCCCGGAUCACCAAGCUGGAGCAAAGUGGCAGCGGGGACGAGAAUGCCGAGUUCACUUUGAGGCAAGAACGAAGAGCUCUUGAGGAGACGAAAGCCAUCUUCCCGAAGCUGCGGGAGAAGAUCCAAGAGGCUCAUGACAGGCUUGAGCAUGUAAUCGAGCAAGACAAGGGCCCAGGCGAUCAAAGCACGCCCGAGGACAUUACCAAGGCCAAAGAAGCCAUUGCCGCCGCCAAGACCGCACUGAGGGAGACGGCGUGAUCAAGCAGUUGCUCUGUAUCCGUAGGUGUUUCGCCUGGCAUCGGAAGGCAUGAGCGUCU